This is a messenger RNA of Rhizophagus irregularis DAOM 181602=DAOM 197198, 1430 nucleotides long. RefSeq lists its product as uncharacterized. The record is from RefSeq and is a predicted model, not a curated record. Lineage: Eukaryota; Fungi; Glomeromycota; Glomeromycetes; Glomerales; Glomeraceae.
AAAAACAAAUUUCAAUUUUUAAUACACAAAUCGAUCCUCAACUACCAAAAUCCAAUAUUCGAACUAUUCCAACAUACUUUAAAUAAAUCAAAUAUUUAAAUAUACAUUUAAACUUUAAAUUUUAUUGUAAAUAAUAAUAAAUGCUUAUCAAGAAAGAAAUAAAAUACGGAUAUUCCGCAGAAACUGCAGGAACUACGGGAAAAAGUCGAUUAGUUAAACCAUCGAAUCUAACAAAAAUCCGUCUUACACCUACAAAUUCAAAAUUCUUAUUUUAUGGUACAAGACACGAUAUAUUAAAAUGGAUGUCUUUACACUCAGAAUUAUUGAUAGUAUAUGAUCCAAUAGCCGAUGAUGAUGAUGAACUAGCAUUAUCACCACCACCUUCACCACUUAAUUCUUCUCCCAUGUUUAUCGCAUCUCCCACAUCUCCCACAUCUCCCAUAUCUCCCAUGUUUCCUUCGUCUCCCUCAUCAAUGACACACUCUUUAUCUUCUGAUUCAACUCUUUCAACCAAUACUAUCACUAUAAGUGAAAAACCACACGAUAUUGUAUUCGAUUUAUUCACAAUUCCGAUCAAAACUUCAGAAAUAUUAUCAGAAGAAGCAACUUUUAAUAGACCAUUAAAUAUUGCAUUAAAAUGUAUUCCCUGGAUAGAAGUUAUGUUAGAAAUUCGCCCUGCCGAUGAACUUAAAGAUUCUAAAUUAUAUCCUAUACAUAGAGUAAUAUUACCUUCUGGAUCAUCUUUAUCAGAAAUUUCUAAAGCUUUGGAAAAAAGUUGGAAAAGUCUUAUUCCAGAUUCAACGGCUUUUGGUCCUGAUUGUUUUAUUAGAAAUAGUGAAUUAAUAUAUCCUCAAAAUAAAACUAAAUCAGAUUCUCAUGAUUUUAAACCUAAAGAAAUAACUUCCGAAGAAGAAGAAUUUUAUAAAUCAAAUGGAUUUAUGGCCGGAAUAGCUAAACGAGUUCCAACCGUGGAUUUAUGGCUUCGUCAAAAACAAACUUCCGGUGCUAUACCUCCUGGUGUAUUAACUCCUUACAUAAUUGAUGAAGUUUUGGAAGAUUUAAAUGAAGAAACAAAAAAGGACGAUGAAAAAGUUCCUGAAGACAAAAAAAAGGAAGCAGAAUUAGAUAAAGAAUUGUCAAGACCUGAUUUACCAAGAUACGAAAAUGUUUUUGGUGACGUUUUAUUAGAGAAGGGAAAUUGAUGAUAAAUAGGAGAAAUGAUGAUAGAAAUGUAUAAAUGAGGGGAAGUAAUAAUAGAAAUAUAUAAAAGAAAAAAAAAGUUUGAAAAAAAAUUGUAAUUAAUUAUAUAAAAUCCAUUUGUAUUUAAAUAUCAUUCAUUAAUUUAUUAUAAAAAAUAUAUAGUCUAAUUUUUAUAUAAACUAAUAAAAAAUCACAUAAUUUAUAGUCAUCACUUUAAUUAACAACUCGCA